AUGAAGCUGCAGAACAACAUCUCCUAUCAGAUGGCAGACAUCCAUCGUCUGAAGGAGCAACUGGCAGAACUGCGUCAGGAGUUCAUUCGCCAGGAGGAUCAGCUGCACGAGUACAAGAAGAACAACACUUACCUCGCCAGGAGGCUGGAGUAUGACAGCCUGCAGUGUGGGGAGCAGAUCAAGGAGAUGAGACUGCAACACGAAGAAAACGUAAAGGAGUUAAUGGACCGAGUUGCACGGGAACAAAAGGCCACACAGAAAAUUCAGUCCAGUAAAGGCACUGAAGUAAGCCCCAAUAACGAUGAGCAGGCAAUAUCCAAGACUGUUCCAGAGGCAGAAGAUAAAAACCCAGUCAAGAAUGAGCAGCCUUCGGAUCGUGCUGUAAAUGGCAAAGAGAAAAUCAAGCCAGGAGGAGAUGCAGGCAUGCCUGAACUAGAAGAUAAUGACCCUGCUAAAGCUGAAGAUACUCCCACUGCUUUAAAGAAGCCACUGAUUUCAGCUCCUAAAAGUGAAGGCCAUCAACCCGUCAUAAAUCUUCCAACGGAACAGCCCCAUGCUCCAAAUCUGGCACCAGGUUUGCACAGCGACAACGAUGGAAACGCUGAUAUUGCGAAGCAGAUACCUCCAAAUUCGCUCCAGCGCUUAAAUUUUGAAGAAAAUCUGGAAAACGAGAGGGAACACCAGAUUGAAACAGACCACAUAAAAAUUCCAAAGAGCAGAGUUAGUGACUUGCAGAAGAUGAAGCAAAGCCGAUUCUUUGAUGAGAACGAGUCCCCUGUGGACCCGCAGCAGGGCUCUAAACUGGCAGAUUAUAAUGGGGAUGAUGGGAACGUGGGGGAGUACGAGGCAGACAAACAGGCCGAGCUGGCUUACAAUGAGGAAGAGGAUGGUGAUGGUGGAGAAGAAGACGUCCAAGAUGAUGAGGAGAGAGACCUGCAGAACGACCUGGUGGAUUACGGCAAACCGCGCUUCAGCGACGGCGUCCUGUGA
Molecule: messenger RNA, 990 nt
Organism: Mesitornis unicolor (brown roatelo)
Lineage: Eukaryota; Metazoa; Chordata; Aves; Mesitornithiformes; Mesitornithidae
Gene: GOLM2
Product: cancer susceptibility candidate 4
Exons: 9
Coding region: 1-990 (329 amino acids)
Source: RefSeq, a predicted model, not a curated record